Procambarus clarkii (red swamp crayfish) is the source of this 6328-nucleotide messenger RNA. Lineage: Eukaryota; Metazoa; Arthropoda; Malacostraca; Decapoda; Cambaridae. The record is from RefSeq and is a predicted model, not a curated record.
UGAUUUAAUCGUGGUGCGGUGAGGGUCUGUCGCGCACGUCGUUGGUGCUAACCUCUGUAUGGGUCUAAACUUUCGCAAAGUAUUUUGUGGCAUUGUGUUAAAAUUAGCUCAAGACAUUCCAAACCGGCUCCAUUAAGGUGUGGUUAAAAUGUUUGACUUUAUUUAUAGAAAAGUGAAAGCACAUUGUAUUUUUUUAUUGGUUUGAUUGUUGAUGAAGCUACUGGAAGUUUGGCUUCUAGCUUAAAAAAAAAAACGGUUCCAUUUGGUGCGUUUGUGAGCGGUAAAGAUUACAUUUGAGUUAUAUGUGAAGUGUUGUUGGUGCAAGUGUUGGGGCAACACCUGGAGCCUCAAGUUAGCCCCGGGCAACAAGGACACCACAGCCGCCACUUGCUUCUUCAACAACUUGGAUUACUCUUCCCUCCGCCCCCCCGUCCUCCUCCUCCUUCCUCGGUGUUUACUCCGGACACUAUCACAGGCGUGCGCCACGCUGGAGGAGGAUGAGGGCGGCCAGCGCGUAAGAGGCCUCGGCGACUCCGGAGAGGAUGUGGGCAUUUGAGGUCACGUGAGGUCAUUCAUCAACCACCAAACUGACGCCUCACACCAACACGGAGUCGGAGGAGGGGAUGCUGGAGGGGGUGUCGCGGCGCACCUUCGGGGGGUCGUCCGGGACGUACAACGUGAGAGCCUCGGAGCUGGCGCGACACAAAGCCCUCAAGACGCUGCGGGUCCAGGUCGCUCUCCUCGACGACUCCACUCAAGUCUUCGAGAUAGAGAAGCGGGCCAAGGGUCAGGCGCUGCUGGACCUCGUCUUCAACCACCUGGAGCUCAUCGAGAGGGACUUCUUCGGCCUGCAGUACAUUGAGCCCUCCACCAGCAACGAGAACCCCAAGAGAUGGCUGGACCCGCUCAAGCCGGUGAAGAAGCAGCUCCGUAUCAGGACCAAGAGCCUGGGGACCUGUGGGCUGCCUGUGCUGUACUUCCGGGUCAAGUUCUGGGUGAGCGACCCGGGCAAGCUGACGGAGGAGUACACCCGCUACCAUGUGUUCCUGCAGCUGCGGCGGGACGUGCUGGAGGGGCGUCUGGGCGUGCAGCCCUCCACCGCCGCCCUCCUCGCCUCCUACGCCCUCCAGUCUGAAUUGGGCGACUACAUCUUGGAAGAACACGGUAAUACAUACCUAGCAGAUAUGAGACUUGUCCCAAACCAAACAGAUGAGCUCGAGAAAAAAAUUAUGGAACUCCACAAGCUCCACAAAGGACAGACUCCAGCAGACGCAGAGUUCAAUUUCUUAGAUCAUGCUAAGCGGUUAGACCUCUACGGCGUUGACCUGCACAAAGUUAGGGACUCGACCAACCGCGAGAUACAUUUGGGUGUAACUGCGAUCGGUCUGGUAGUGUUCCAGAAUGCAAUUAAAAUAAAUACAUUUAGCUGGGCCAAAAUUGUCAAGAUUUCUUUCAAGCGGAAGCAGUUUUUUAUUCAGCUUAGAAGAGAAGUGACAGACCAGGCCGACAGUAAGGAAGACCCAAGUUCUUUUCUACAAAUUUUCAAGAAAAAGCUCUAUACAAAGUCUGAGAAUUAUGACAGUGUGUUGGGCUUCAACCUUGCCUCAUAUAGGGCAUGCAAGUGCUUAUGGAAAUCCUGUGUUGAACAUCACACAUUCUUCCGACUACAUACUCCGAGGACUCCUGCAAGAAAAAAUCUGUUGACUUUGGGCAGCAAGUUUCGUUAUAGUGGGCGUACAGAAUUUCAAACUGUGGAGGAGUGCAAAAGAAGAGCAAGAGUUGAACGCACAUUUGUUCGGUCACCGUCCAAGAGGUUUGCGCGUCAAACUGUGCCUACACCAAGUGAAUUAGGCCGUAAAGCUAGAUCAGGCUCAGGUUCAUCUCUAAGACCUCGGACAGACUCAUCAGGAUACAAAGUUACUUCCCUCCAAGGUGCGAAAACCCCCAAGAUGGCAUGGGGCGAAGCUCAAACACCCGAUGAUGUCGUUACGUCCAGUUCCUUCAACCUUUCUUCGUCCCACACCGCACGUUGUUCUGGCCCCAGCCUCCUUGCACACUUCUGCACCUUUCCAAGUUUUCUUACCUGCUUCUUGAGUGAGAACGGUCUGACUGAGCGGGAAGAUGUUGAUCGCGGGGCGGGCGUGGCUGAGGACGGUGUGGGCGUGGUGCGCCCUCUGGCCCCGCCCCCAGCACCGCCUUCUACAUCCUCAUCCUCCGCCUCCUCCGCUGAGAGCGACGUGGGGGCCUCCCCUUCCCCCGACCACCAGCCGGGAGGUAGCGAGGAGAGCGCCCACGGUCUCGUUACCAUCAGGAUGAAACCCGACGACGGAGGCAAGUUUGGCUUUAACGUCAAGGGCGGCGCUGACCAGAACUUGCCCGUCCUGGUGUCCCGGGUGGCGCCCAACACCCCGGCAGACCGCUGCUACCCAAGACUCAACGAGGGUGACCAGGUGUUGCUGAUCAACGGCAGGGACGUCUCGGCCAUGACCCACGAGCAGGUGGUCAAUUUCAUCCGCGCCUCCAGGGAGUGCCACUCCGGCGAGCUAGUCCUCACUGUCAAGCAGAACGUGUACCUGGCAGAGGAGCUAGAAGAGCCAGCAUUCCAGUAUGUCCCCGAGGCCUUGCCGACGACUGUCAGUGUGGGAGUUGCGGGGUCUCAGACUGCACCUCUCCACGAGUCCAUGCUGUUGCUCUCUGAGGGUCUGGAGGCCGGGUCCUUGGUGGCGCAGUUCGAGCAGCUGUACAGGCGCAAGCCUGGUCUCACCGUCACACACGCUCGCAGACCAGAAAACGAGAAAAAGAACAGAUAUCGUGACAUUUCGCCAUAUGACACGACGCGAGUCAUCCUCACUUACAGUGCGUCAUGUGAAUAUAUUAAUGCGUCGUAUGUCAACAUGGAGAUUCAAGGGUCGGGCAUCGUUAACCGCUAUAUUGCCUGUCAGGGUCCACUGACAGGCACGUGCACAGACUUCUGGCAGAUGGUUUGGGAACAGCAGUCAACACUAAUAGUCAUGCUCACAACAGUCGUAGAACAGGGAAGAGUAAAAUGCCACAGAUACUGGCCUAGACUUUAUGAAACAGUAGACUUCGGUACACUGCACGUCACAUGCUUGAAAGAAGAGGAGACACCUGGUUUUGCAUAUAGAGAAUUCACACUCAUCAAUACCGAGAAUCAAAUUGAGCGUCACAUCACCCAUAUGCAGUAUCUAGCAUGGCCAGACCAUGGUGUGCCAGAUGAUUCCACGGAGUUCUUAAACUUUGUUACUCAGGUUCGACAGGCUAGAACAGGCAUGGUAGAACCCACCAUAGUUCAUUGUUCGGCUGGAAUUGGAAGGACUGGCGUUCUUAUCCUCAUGGAAACUGCACAGUGUCUUAUUGAAGCAAAUGAACCAGUUUACCCUCUGGAUGUUGUUCGGGCCAUGAGGGAUCAACGAGCAAUGAUGAUCCAGACAGCUAGUCAGUUCAGAUUUGUGUGUGAAGCAAUUCAACGAGUAUACUCUGAAGGUCUCAUCAAACCCAUGGCUGAGUACCAGCAAAGAUGAGAUGUUGCAUCAUCUGUAAAGUUGGUUACAGAUUAAAAAUGGUAUAAGUUGUUGUAAAUAUCCUAUGAUGGAGGAUGAGCUGUACAUGUAGCUAACAAAGUGUAAGAGAAGUUAGUUCAUGUGAUGCAAUAUAAAAGGAAGUUUGUAAAUUCUUUAAUGAAUUUUAAAACACUGCAAAUAAAGGACAAUGGAAAAUGAGGUUGUAAAAAUAGGUUCAAGAGCUGUGUAAGGAAGAAAAUAUACAUAUCCUAUAAUAGGAUAUCCUUCAAAGAAAAAAUGUAUUUAUCCCAGAGAGGAUGAAUCUCUCUGGGGUUCAGCUUUUUAAUGAAGGAAGAGCUAAAAUGAUGCAUUUGACACGGAAGAUACCUCUUUAUGUGAAAUACAGAUUCAGAAGCAUCUUUAGAUGUAAGACAAUACAUAAUUGUUGAUAAUUUGAAAUAUUCAAAGCUUUCUGAUAGUGAGGAUAUAACCAGAGUAUAAACAAACAAAAAUUGCACUUGCUCAAGAAUCGUAAUUCACCAGAUGUCUCUUGCAACAAAGAUGGAGAACCACUGAAAGAUGUAUUAGGUCUCUCAAUACUUGCACAGAAGGACUUACACACUGAAGAGUGUGUAAUAGAAACUGUGUAUGCAUGAAAUGGUUAUUAUUAUGCCUGUACAGAAUUUUUGGAAUGUGAACAAUGUGUAGAUAUGAGACUUCAAAAGACAAACUCUAACCCCUAGCGGUGUUUCUACUACAAAGAUAUUUUCUACUUAACUAUUGAAAAUAAAAGUAGUUUACACAAGAUAAUUUGACCCACCUCACCCUUUUCACCAUUCAAGCCUUGUGAAGCAUGAUACAAAUUCUUAAGUCAUCAUUAUAUUAUUAUUGAUGCCACCAUGUUGUGCCCUUGUAAUGUUUUGCAACAAUUGCUAUUAAAUUUCAUCUCGAUAAUUGUUUGUAAAAGUUUUCAUUGAUAACUUGAGAGAUUUGUUCAUGUCCACUGCCACAUCUUACUCUUGUCUGCUGGGGUUGAUACUGUCACAUUCAGGGGCCUCCCCCCCAAACCAGUCGGGCACUAGUGUAUUUUUUUUUUGUUAAUUACUGCCUUUAACCCGAGACUGCUUCAAAUCAGGCAGUUUUCCUUUGCCAAAUCUCAAUACAGUAUAUAAAUUUAAAAUUGUUAGUAAUUUAUGUAAUCUUGGACCAUUAUGGAAGGCAGUGUAAUUAAACACCACAUUACAGGGUAUAUUCACCAUAGUGCCUGUCCUCCAAGUGAAUAUUCAGAUUUCUCCACAUUGUCUAGACUGGUAAUGUGAGCUGACUUUGUCCGUUAGUUUCCCAAGCAGUACAAGAGUUAGCCAUUACCCCUCCCACAGUCCUGGGACCCACAUGUGCCUUCCUCUUGAUAAAAGAGCCCGAUUCAAGCAACCGACAAUCCCACACUGGUGAUGCACACGGUCACCUUCCUCUAAUAAAGUGAAGCCGUUUUUGCAAUGUUGCAGAGCAAAGUGCCUCGGAAGAGUUAUUGUCCUGAAUCUUCUAGUGGCAGAGGUAAAACUUCAGUUACUAGUGUGGAGGUUUCAUUAUAUCCUUACGAAAUGUUUGGAUUAUUCAGGAAUUGUCCAAUUGCCUUACAGGCUUUUUAAUACUAAAUGUAAACCAUGGGCAACUUUGGGUGCUGUGUGCCCCUAUACCACUCAGGGUAUAAUAAACACACUUGUAGACAACACACAUUGCCUUUGGUCAUUAUUUAAUGUGCACAUUUUGUUUGUUUGAGGUACAGUAAUUAGAAUGUAAAAGGUGUCAAACUUUUAUGUAGAACAGUGCGAGAUAGUUUGCAUGUCUGAAUAUUCAGAUAAUUAGUAUGUGUAUUCAAUUUGGUAAGAUAAUUUGUUUUGGAUUGAGAAUUUAUAAAUCAACAUGCUAUGUAAUACAGUAUAUUUUUAAAUUAAAAGUUCAUCAUCAACUGACUAAGAGUGUUUACACCUUUGUUAAAACAAACUCGGAGCUAAAAGAUGAAUCUCGUGUAUUUGGUUUUACACAAAGGUAAAUUUAUUGUACAAAGAAAAGGGUUGAUUAGAGAAGUGAGCCUCUGAAUGGUGGCUCAGGUUUGUCCAGUGCACAGAAGGCAACUAAUCACAAAGUAUGUCUAAACUAAAUAGAAGGGGUCAUCUGCUACUUUGCCAAAGAAAUAAAGGGGUCUGACCAUAAUUGUCCAUGCAGGGUUAAUUAUCUGUAACAUGUAAUACAAUUAGUGCAGUUCAACCUGUUUGCUUGUACUUGGUCUUUUUAUUUUCUGGACCAUUUUUUUUUUUUUAUAAAUUCUUUCCAAAUCUAUUGAUUGGUAUGUCUGAUCCUUCAUGUCAGAUCCCUCUUGUCACAAUAUUCUGUGAUUUUAAAUCCCUAUGCAUCAAAACAAAAUUUAUGUAAUCUUCUUGGUUUAACUGUACAGUAUUAUAAUACAAAAUAUAAAGAAUACAAAAUGAUUAUAGUAUUAUGAGCUUCACUUUGUAAUCAUAGAAUAUUCAGUGUAAGCUUAGGUGUACAGUACUUUAUUUACUACAUAGCCAUUAAAAAAAGUUUCAUUGUCAGUUACUGAUGCAAAAUUUUUGGACAGGUAAUGUAUGUAAAGAUGACCAGUCAACACUGCCAAAAGCAUUGGUCACUGCAUUGUAAAUUAUUUCAGUUAUAUAUAAGUUAUGCCUUAUUUGUCUUAUUUUAAGUCUUGGUGAUGUAAAUGAAUGUGACAAGGAGUGUGUGUUAUAUUUGACACAAACGAGCAAUAAAGAGAAGUGGUUUGUAAA